AUGGGUUGCUUCAGCAGCAAAGUUGCGCCUUUCCCUCCUGUUGAUCGUGUCCGAAACAAGAAGGAGCGGAAAAUGUUGAAAAAGAUUCUGAAAAUGCAGGGCAUUAAAGCAAAAGUGUCGAAAAGUGGGGUUGCUUUUGAUAUUCCAGUCUCAAACGAUUUCAGAAGGCCAAAGCUUCCCCCUACGCGUAUCGGAAUCAGUACAAAGCAAAGUUCACACAACCACCUCUCAACUCCUGGAGAAAAGACAAUUCUUCAAAGACUUGAAGAAAAACAAGAAAAGGCUAGACUAAGAAGAGAGGAACAACAGAAGGCAAUGAAAGAAAAGAUGAGACGCCAAUCUCUCAAACGUCAAACAAACUAUAAAGUUGGUGUUUUGUUUCAUCUAUUAGAUUUAUUACAAUGAAUCAAUAUGAAUAAAAUUGUUUUUGUUAAUUUGUAUUUUUUUAUGUUAACGUCUGCUGGUCAACAUAUUACAACUGUUGUGAGGAAGAUGGAUCUAACAUUUAUCGGCCACUGCAGCGGCCGAUCUAUUUGUGGUUGUGCUAUAAAGUGCUCAUGUGGAAAGAGACGUUAUUUCUUUGUU
Saccostrea echinata is the source of this 585-nucleotide messenger RNA. RefSeq lists its product as uncharacterized. The record is from RefSeq and is a predicted model, not a curated record. The transcript has 2 exons. NCBI's taxonomy places the organism in Eukaryota, Metazoa, Mollusca, Bivalvia, Ostreida, Ostreidae. Bases 1 to 405 code for a protein of 134 amino acids.